Messenger RNA from Strongyloides ratti, 1962 nucleotides. RefSeq names its product Tyrosine-protein kinase RYK. Gene Ontology annotation, molecular function: ATP binding; transmembrane receptor protein tyrosine kinase activity. Gene Ontology annotation, biological process: cell surface receptor protein tyrosine kinase signaling pathway; protein phosphorylation; multicellular organism development. The transcript has 2 exons. The coding region runs from base 1 to 1962 and encodes 653 amino acids. The record is from RefSeq and is a predicted model, not a curated record. Lineage: Eukaryota; Metazoa; Nematoda; Chromadorea; Rhabditida; Strongyloididae. Gene Ontology annotation, cellular component: signaling receptor complex.
AUGACUACUUUAAAUGUCGUCCAACUAAUUUUAUUUUAUAUUUUAUACAUUCCAUCAACCACAUUUGGAGGAUUUAAUCUUUUUAUAUCAUCUGAGGAAAUGAAUAGAACAAUGGGAAUAUUAGCUGAAAUGAGAUAUGUAGAAAAUGGAAAAGUUAACCAAUAUUCAACAAAAUUUCCAUAUAGAUUAAAUGCUAAUAGUUCACAUAUAAAUUUAUCAUGGAGGUCUAAUAUAAAAACACAUCCUAUAUUUUAUUCUAUUAAAACAGUAUCAGAAGAUUAUAAUGUAUUUUCAAUUGUUCAUAUACCUCUUAAUGGUAUAUUACCAUUAAAGACAGAAAAAUUUGCCAUUGAACAUAGGUGUACUGGUAGUAGAGCUGGACAAUUUUUAAUACAAAUUCAUUUUAAUAUAUCAUGGCCAAGUACCAGAAAUACAACAUAUUUUGUAUUAAAACAAGAAAAAAUUUGUGAAUUAAAAAAUAUUCGUGGUGAUUAUAUUUCUCAGGAUUAUCAAUCAAAAAUAACUAAUAAUUUUCAUAAUACUUUUCCAACACAAAAACAAUUACUUAUAAUGUCACUUAUAAUAUCUGGAUUGAUAUUUAUAUGUGUUAUUAUUAUUAUAUGGGGUUGUAUUAAAAAAUCUCAUUAUACAAAAAGUUUCUUUGAUUCUGAUGAUGGGCAGACAAAAAGUUCACAUCUUCCUUUUAUUUCUGAAAAAUUAUCUGAUUUAAAUUCUGUUUCAUCUUGUGCACUUAUUCAUUCAACAAAUCCCGCAAUACAACAUUACCUAUUUCCUAAUACAUCAACUCCAAGAUCAUCAAUUGUUUUACCACAAUUCUCAAAUUUUUUUAAUAGUCCAACUUAUCCAAGAAAUGAUGGAGAGUUAAUCUAUGACAAUGAAGAUAGUAAUAUUGACAUACAAGCGGCAUUAAUAAAUCUACAUGUCGAUAAAAAUUUUAUUACACCGGCACCUUUUACUGAAAUUGAAGGCACAUUUGGAGAGGUAAGAUUUUAUUUAUGGCAAAAAUCUUUGGCAAAUUAUAAUGGUGAUGUUGAGGAUGAAGAAAAUUGUGAUGAUCCUGACAUGACAGCUGAAGAUAUGACUGUUUACGGCAAAACACUUAAAAAUAAUGCAGAUCAAAAACAAUUUGAAAAAUUUAUAUUACAGGCAUUGACAUUUUAUAAUGUUCCAUUUCAUCCUAAUUUGGCUAAAAUUAUUGGAGCUGCCAGUUAUACUGAUUUAAAAAUACAAAAUGGUAUAACUAUAAAUGAUUAUCCAACAAUACUAUAUAAACAUAAUGGUUUUGGUAAUUUAAAAAAAUUUUUAAUUCAAUGUAGAUCUAAGAUUAAUUCAAAUAAUCAUUAUAUUAAAGAUGACUCAACAUUUAGUAGAACAUCAACUGGAAAUUAUUAUAGUUAUAAUUCAUUAAGAACGCAUGAAUUAGUUUCAAUUGUAAGACAAGUUUUGAAAGCAGUAACUCAUUUACAUAGGCAUAAAGUUUUACAUAAAGAUAUUGGAACAAGAAAUUGUUUGGUAUAUGAGACAAAAUUUGGUAGUGAAGAUAGAUUAUGUGUACAAUUAUCAGAUGACUCACUUAGUAGAGAUCUUUUUCCAUCUGAUUAUUAUUGUUUAGCUGAUAAUGAUAAUCAAGCCAUCAAAUGGUUACCUCCAGAAAGUAUUGUAACAAAACAAUUUACCAGUGCAAGUGAUGUUUGGAUGGCUGGUGUUAUGAUGUGGGAAGUUAUGUCAUGUGUAAUUGAACCAUAUGAAGAUAUAGAACCUGAAGAUAUAUAUUCUUCAUUAAUUAGUGGUAUAAGAUUACCACAACCUGUUAAUUGUCCUGAUGAAAUGUAUAGUAUAAUGUUAUCAUGUUGGAAGGCAAAUAUAAAUGAUAGACCUUCAGCUAUGGAAACAUUAAAUAAAUUGGAUAAAUUUUCUUAUCAUUUAUCAAAAUAUAUAUAA